CCGCUUCUUUUUUCCCCGCAAAGUUGCGCCUCCUUUUUUUCCCCCCCUCAGUCGGAAUGCGAGCUCCACACUGAGGACCUUUUUCUCUCGCUUUUCCUUCAAACCAUCCCCCCUUCUUCUUCUUCUUCUUCUUUUUUUGGUGAAAUAAUCAUAAUUUCCACCCUACGCUGCUGCGAGGAUGUGCAUGGAAGCCUGAGUCACACUUUGGAUUUCCAGGGGGGAGCGAGCGCGCAUUUUACGCACGUCUGGAGAGGCUUUUUCUAAACAACGCGUCUGUUUUCUUGAGACUUUUCAUGUAGGAGGCGCUAUCAGUGGUGAGUGAAGACCAGUCCUUAUUCGAGCCUCCGUACGCCGCUGCUGCCCCUCUCCCCAAGACAGACAUGACUGCAUCUGGCGCGCAGGACUACGGCCAGACUCACAAAAUCAACCCAUUACCCCCACAGCAGGAGUGGAUCAACCAGCCAGUGCGGGUCAACGUCAAGAGAGAAUAUGAGCAUAUGAAUGGAUCCAGCAGGGAGUCUCCAGUGGACUGCAGCGUGGGUAAAUGCAAUAAGCUGGUGGGGAGCAACGAGACGUCUCAGAUGAACUACGGAAACUACAUGGACGAGAAGAACGCCCCUCCCCCCAACAUGACCACCAAUGAGCGAAGAGUCAUCGUACCGGCCGAUCCUUCAUUGUGGUCCCAGGACCACGUGCGCCAGUGGCUGGAGUGGGCCAUCAAGGAGUACGGCUUGUUGGAGAUCGACACGUCCCUGUUUCAGAACACGGACGGCAAGGAGUUGUGCAAGAUGAGCAAGGACGACUUCCUUCGGCUCACCACCAUGUACAACGCCGAGGUUCUUCUCUCUCAUCUCAAUUACCUCAGGGAAAGUAGUUCAUCAUUAUCCUACAACACACCAUCUCACACGGACCCAUCACCACGCCUGCCUGCCAAAGAAGACCCAACGUAUGAUGCUGUACGGCGGACAGGAUGGUCAAACAACAUGCACAGCGCCAAAGGCUCACCGGUGGUGACUCAGAAUGUGACCAAGACCGCCGAGCAGCCCAGAGCUCAGCCAGAUCCUUACCAGAUACUUGGUCCAACCAGUAGUCGCCUAGCCAAUCCAGGUUCAGGGCAGAUCCAACUUUGGCAGUUCCUCCUGGAGCUCCUGUCCGACAGCGCCAACGCCGGCUGCAUCACCUGGGAGGGCACCAACGGCGAGUUCAAGAUGACGGACCCGGAUGAGGUGGCGCGGCGCUGGGGCGAGCGCAAGAGCAAGCCCAACAUGAACUACGACAAACUGAGCCGGGCGCUGCGCUACUACUACGACAAGAACAUCAUGACCAAGGUGCACGGCAAGCGCUACGCCUACAAGUUUGACUUCCAUGGCAUCGCUCAGGCGCUGCAGCCGCACCCCACCGAGUCAUCCAUGUACAAGUACCCCUCGGACCUAGCCUACGUGCCUUCUUACCACACCCACCAGCAGAAGGUCAACUUUGUGUCCCCUCACCCGCCGUCCAUGCCGGUUACCUCCUCCAACUUCUUCGGACCCACCGCUCCAUACUGGAGCUCGCCCACCGCUGGCAUCUACCCCAACCCCAACGUCCCCCGACACCCAAACGCCCAUGUGCCCUCCCAUCUGGGCAGUUACUAUUAGACACCUCUAUCUAACCACCCACUAGCCAAGCCCACCAUUGCUGAGGGCAAUGAAGACGGAUGACUAUUUUAUAUUUUUGAAGAAUAACUGGAUGCUACGAUCCAAAAAUGGAAUACUACUUACCUUUAGAAGACUUGAUGUUUUGGACAUUUAUCUUCCACAUCCUCCUGAAAGCUCUCCAAGUACUCCCGAGUCAAAGGUUAAGGACAUCUGCCUACUCAGCCCACUAUCAGACCUGGCCCUUUAUUUACGGGUCUCAAUGUCCAUCCUCCUGAGUACAUUAUGCUUUUAAGCAUCUGCUCUUUCCACCAUCUACAACCUUGUCGGGGUUUGUUAUUCCCACCACAUCCACAACAAGCUUUCGUCCUCCCACCCCUGACUCCAUCUGUAUCAUUUUAUGUGCGUGUGUAGAGAGAGUGUUCUGGAAAUUGCUGGAAAAGAAGGAGCCCUCACACACACACUGAAGACCUUUCUCGGCACUGAAUGAAAGUUGGCAACUGGAAUAUGCCAUUCACCAUUUAAUUUAUCCUCCAAACUGGAAGGCAAGAGAGAAGGAGUCCAAUCGCAGAGAAGGAAGCGCUGUAUGUCUGCUGAACUGUUAACUUUAAAAUGCUUUCCGCAUCGUGGCGUCCUCGACGGGCGACGCGUCCAGCUCCGUGGCGCAGAGGAAGCAGAGUCGAGACGUAAAUCGUAGCAGUUUCUGCAACGACGAGUCAAGUAUUAAACGUUUACCGCGUUGUUGCGUCCAAGCCAUGUUUUGUCUCUCGAUGGUGUCAGUAUUAAUGUGAAUCGUUGUCCAGUUUGUGUUUUGAAAGAGGAUGCAAAAGUCAAAGAUUGUCAGAUUUUUUUCACUGUGUAAAAACGAGAGUUGUUUUUUUACAUCUAAAUUUAAAACAUAAGUCUAACUCAGGUGUGUGGCCCACUGCAUAUUCUAAACGCAAAAUGAAACACUGCCUCACAUCAGAAUAACGACAAACUACAGUAGAUCCCCGCUAUUUCCAACCAAAAGACCAACCAAAAAUGGCGAGUAAUUGAGACGCCCGUAAUAAUAACAGCACGCUAAUCAAGCCUGGGUCAUACUGCUGCGUCGCAGCGCCGGCGUACGCUACACAGGCUCACUCCUCCCCGUCCAAACUCUCCUGAUAGCUUGACGUUCUCUGAUUUCGGAUCAACAAUUGCAAUAAAAGUGACCGUGGUAUUAGAUUAGAUUCAGCUAGCAUAGAAUUGUAAAAAACUAUGUAAGGUACUCGCCACUAAUGAAUGACAGUUUGCUGUGCGGUGUCACAGCGAUGGAGACAUGUACGGCACAGCGCGAGCUGACCCUUUCAACUUUAAAAAGGGGCCUUUACAGUGCUUAUGAUUUCCUUCGAUCAGUCACUCCGCAAUGGCGACAGAAGUGUGUCCUUCCUUGAAUAACGUGAUUCUCAAAUGGUGGGUCUUGACCCACAAGUGGGUCGCGGCGCCGUUUUCAGUGGGGAAAAAAACAACAAUGUAGUGACCCGCUGUCCGCGAAUGCACCUCGCAUUCUUAUCCGUGCAUCUCUGACGCGCCACAAUAUGCAAUUAUAUGCUUUGUUGACAUUUUUGUCUUUCACGUCACAUGCAGUAAUCCCUCGUUAAAUGGUUCCAGACCAACCGUGAUAAGUACGUUUCUGCUAUGUAGAAUUCCUUAUUUAUAAAUGGAAUAUUUUGGUCACUGUAACAUUUUUCUAACAUUAUUAGAGCCCUCUAGACAUGAAAUAACACCCCUAUAGGUCUACCCAGGGGAGACAUAAGAGAAAAUAAGACAUAUAGACAUAAAGACAUACUGUAAUAUAGAUACACACGUUAGCACUGAGCAACAACAUCCUUGUUGUUGUUCUUUAUCUUUAUCUCGUCAAUGUUUCAUUACUGACACCUAGUGACCAGUGAAGAAUACUGCAUGCCAUCAUGCCAUCUUUGAAUGAGUCUUCUGAAUGCCUCAUAUUUGCAUUUUAGUUCAUUUAGCCAGAGUACGUGGGAGUUUGCCAAACCGGUCUACAUGUGCUUUGUGGACGUGGAAAAGGCAUUUGACCGUGUCCCUCGCGGUGUCCUGAGGGGGGUGCUCCGGGUGUACGAGACUGGUGGCGUGCUACUACGUGCCAUUCGGUCUUGUACAACCGGAGCAGGAGCCUUGUUGGCAUUGCCAGCAGUAAGUUGAGCCUGUUUCCGGUGAACGUUGGCCUCCGCCAAGGCUGCCCUUUGUCACCAAUUCUGUUCAUAAUUUUCAUGGACAGAAUAUCUAGGCUCAGCCAAGGCGUCGAGGCGGUCCAGUUCGGGGGCCUUAGGAUCCGUCUCUGCUAUUUGCAGACGACCUUGGUCCUGAUAGCCUCAUUGGGCUGUGACCUUCAGCGUUUACUGGGGCGGUUUGCUGAGUGUGAAGCUUCUGGGAUGAGACUCAGCACCUCCAAAUCCGAGGCCAUGGUUCUCAGUCGGAAAAUGGGUUGGGAAUGAGGUCCUUGCCCCAGGUCGAGGGGUAUCUCGGGGUCUUGUUCACAAGUGAGGGAAGCUUGGAGUGUGAUUUCAGGCAGGUCAGUGCAGCGUCGCCGUACCGGACCGCCAUGGUGAAGAGAGAGCCGAGCCGGAAGGCAAAGCUCUCAAUUUACUGGCCGAUCUAUGUUCCCACCCUCACCUACGGUCAUGAGCUUUGGGUUGUGACCAAAAUAAUGAAAUCACGGAUAAAAGCGGGUAAAAUGAGUUUCCUCCGUUGGGGGGGCUGUAGGAGCGUCUCAGAGUACAGCCGCUGCUCCUUCACAUCGAGAGGAGCCAGUUGAGGUGGCUCGAGCAUCUAGUCCGGAUGCCUCCCGGGUGAGAUGUUCCUGGCAUGACCAGCUGGGAGAAGGCCCAGGAGAAGACCGAGGACACGCUGGAGGGAUCAUGUCUCAUAGCUGGCCUGGGAACGCCUUGGUGUCCUCCUUAGUGAAACCGGAAGAGGUGGCUGAGGACCGGGAAGUCUGGACUUCCCUACUGAGACUGCUGUCCCCACGACCUGGGAAAAUGGAUGGAUGGCCAUUUUCUGCUUGAAAAUGCUCAAUUUAGGCCAAACAAAUCGGUAAAAUUAGCUUUAAAAUGCAUUGUGUGCACUGUGUUUGUGAGUUAUCACAGACUUAACACAACGCUGAGUUAAAUACAUUUAAAUGCAUAACAUAUUCCAACCAAAGAGCUUCAAUCAAGCAAACAAAAGGUGAAGAAAAUCCUAAAAAGUGAUGCUCACAUACUUCAUUUUUUCCGAUAUGCAGUCUUUUGUAGUAUAAGUUUGGACACCGCUGGUCUCACCAGACUAAACUAACUAGACUAAACUUAACCAGCAAUAAACCCUAAUAGUGUUGCUGUCAUCAUUUUUUUUGGUCUCGUUUCCUUGAUGAAAAAUCUGACAAUGUUUGAUUUUUUUCGCCAUGACUGCCGUUGUGUCAUCAUCUCCUUGUGGGGCUAGUCAGGAUCUUGAAAAGUGUCUUUCUCAAGAAGUCAAUAAGUUGCAUUUUACCAGGGCUGGAUCCUAGUUUGAGAGCAGCAUGUAUGCUUGAAUGUUAGUUUCUCACUGAUCUAAAAGGCCAGAAGAAAAAGACAAAUGUACCAUGAAUUUCAAUGUAGGACCUCCUCCUUAUGCUAUCGCAUCAUAUCAGAAGGUUUUCAAGUUCGUUAUGCGCUCGAAACACUUGAAAGCAAGCGACUUUGGGCUUCGUUUAUCCGAGAACAAAACCGACUUUAAAAUAUGACGAGAUGAAACAAGAAAUUCCUCAGAUUCGCAAACGCUGUGCGUUUGUCAGACCUAUUUUGUAUUGUUUUAUAUGCAUCAGUCAACUAGGCAUUAAAGCAACUUACUGUAUAAAUUAUGCAGAGUUAUUUUCAUAUGUGACACAGUAUUAAAAAAAAGAAGAAGAAACAAGAGAAUUAAUACGAGUUGACCUCGGUCAAAAAUGCAAACCUUUGAAGUCCAUUUCUGCUCAGUAGUUUGUUCGGCAUUUGAAGUGUUUUUAUAUUUGUACAUUUGGGCAGUACAUUUUUGUACGUUUUUAUUUUCUUUUUGUUGUUAUUACUUCUUCUGAGAAUAACUGUGUACCAUCCUAAGUGCCUUUGUGUGCACGAGCUAUUUUUUUUUUAGCCUCCCCCGUAACUCAAGUGACUGCUGCUUGCAUGCAAUAACCAGGGACUUUUUGACAUUAUUAUGAUUACGAUGCUUCUUUUAAUCACGUUCAAAGCCAAAUAGUCCUGGAAUCCGUGGAAAUGAAGACAUAUAAUGCAAAUAGUAUUAACAUCCACCUGCUUCCAGCUGAACCAAAAACCUCUACUGCAGCCUUAAAAACGAUUUUUCACAAGCAAAAAAAGGGAUCUAUGCUACUUCUUAUAAGCAAUGUAUUUUGCGUGUGUAUAAUUUUACAAUUAACCAAUGCCUUAUUAUUAUUAUAAUUAUUAUAAUUAUUAUUAUUGUCAUUCCUGCAAUGUAUGAAGUCAUACCUUUUGAAAAAGGGCUUUUGUAUAGGAAAAUGUGACAAAUAAAUGUUUUUACCUCUCAA
This is a messenger RNA of Dunckerocampus dactyliophorus (ringed pipefish), 6168 nucleotides long. It is a transcript of the gene fli1, whose product is annotated as Fli-1 proto-oncogene, ETS transcription factor. Gene Ontology annotation, biological process: regulation of transcription by RNA polymerase II; cell differentiation. Lineage: Eukaryota; Metazoa; Chordata; Actinopteri; Syngnathiformes; Syngnathidae. Gene Ontology annotation, cellular component: nucleus. Gene Ontology annotation, molecular function: sequence-specific DNA binding; DNA-binding transcription factor activity, RNA polymerase II-specific. Bases 381 to 1637 code for a protein of 418 amino acids. The transcript is spliced from 9 exons. The record is from RefSeq and is a predicted model, not a curated record.